UGUGUGGCCAUCUGCCAGCCCCUCCAUUAUUCAACUAUCAUAAACCUCCAAUUCUGUGUCCGUCUGACCCUGGCUUCCCUGCUUAGUGGCCUGGUCUAUGCAGGUGCACACACUGGAAACACAUUACAGCUGAACUUCUGUGGCUCUAACGAGGUCCCUCAGUUCUUCUGUGGUGUCCCCUCCCUGCUAAGGCUCUCUUGCUGUGACACAUCCAGCUAUGAGCUCUCCAUUCUCAUCUCCACUGUGGUGGUCUGUGGAGGCUGCUUUGUUUUCAUUGCCAUGUCCUAUGUGCGCAUAUUUUCUACUGUGCUCAGGUUCCCCACACAGGAGCAGGGGAAGGCCUUCUCCACCUGCGUCCCCCACAUCCUCGUGGUGACCCUCUUCCUCAGUUCUAUCUCUUACGUGUGUCUACAACCAUCAGUGACCUCUGAGGGGACUCAGGACAUUGGUCCUUCUGUGUUUUACACUAUAGUUCCUCCCCUCUUGAACCCUGUCAUCUACAGUCUCAGAAACAAACAGGUAAAGGAAGCUGUGCAGAAAGUCAUAUUGAGAAGGGUUUAUUCCAGAAAAAAAUAA
Ictidomys tridecemlineatus (thirteen-lined ground squirrel) is the source of this 576-nucleotide messenger RNA. Its product is annotated as olfactory receptor 14C36-like. Lineage: Eukaryota; Metazoa; Chordata; Mammalia; Rodentia; Sciuridae. Gene Ontology annotation, molecular function: olfactory receptor activity; G protein-coupled receptor activity. Gene Ontology annotation, biological process: G protein-coupled receptor signaling pathway. Gene Ontology annotation, cellular component: membrane. The record is from RefSeq and is a predicted model, not a curated record.